This is a messenger RNA of Sitodiplosis mosellana (orange wheat blossom midge), 2067 nucleotides long. RefSeq names its product tetratricopeptide repeat protein 30 homolog (gene Ttc30). The transcript is spliced from 6 exons. The coding region runs from base 65 to 2026 and encodes 653 amino acids. The record is from RefSeq and is a predicted model, not a curated record. Gene Ontology annotation, cellular component: intraciliary transport particle B; axonemal microtubule. NCBI's taxonomy places the organism in Eukaryota, Metazoa, Arthropoda, Insecta, Diptera, Cecidomyiidae. Gene Ontology annotation, molecular function: protein binding; intraciliary transport particle B binding. Gene Ontology annotation, biological process: intraciliary transport.
AGCACGCUUCUUAAGAGAGAAUAUUUUCAACCAUAUUCAAGAAAUAAAGAAUUAGUGCAGAAAAAUGUUUGUCAAAAAGAACGAUAUCCAUUCAGGUGAAUUAUAUACGCGAAUCAUUUAUUCGUUGAUCAACGAACAACGGUACACGGACGCAAUAUCAGUGCUUUGUAAAAUACCUGAAUCAACGAAUUGUCGUGCUGGAUUGUCUCUGCUUGGUUACUGCUAUUAUCAGUGUCAAGAAUAUAUUGAAGCGGCCAAUUGCUAUGAACAAUUGUGCAUUUUAGUGCCAAAUGAAGCAGAAUACCAAUUUUUCUUUGCUUUAUCUCUCUUUCAAUCGGGUCUUUUUGAAGAAGCAUUUAAAAUAACAGCAACAAUUGAUACCCCCGAUCUAAAGGAAAAAAAUUUGCAAUUGCAAUGUGCUAUUCGAUAUUUCAACGAAGAAUACAACAGCACCCAAACCUUAUUGGCCCAACGAAAUCCGUAUCAUGAGUCUACGUUAAAUGACGAAGGCUGUUUAUUGUUUCAAGCCAACGUGUUUGAUGAGGCACUCCAAAGAUUUACAGCUGCUCUUCAAAAUGGUGGCUUUAAUCCUUUGAUUGCAUACAACGCGGCUAUGUGCCAUUAUCGACGGAAGGAAAAUGCCCAAGCUCUCAACUACAUUGCAGAAAUUGUUGAACGGGGAAUUCGAAACUACCCAGAACUUGGGAUCGGAGCACAAUUCGAAAAUGAAGGCGGCGCUCGAAGUGUUGGAAAUCCGCCUUCCCUCGCUGCAUCUGGCUUAACACAGAGUUUGAACCUCAAGGCUGCUAUUGAAUAUCAAGAAGGAAACAUGGAUGGUGCUCGGGAGGCCCUAAUGGAUCUACCACCUCGUAGUGAGCCCGAAUUGGAUCCAGUGACUUUACACAAUUUAGCGUUAACUGACACAACGGGAGGCAUUGGUACAAGUUUAAGACGUUUGGCAUUUUUACUUGAAAUAGGUCCGCCAACUUGUCCAGCAGAAACAUUUGCCAACGUCCUUCUAUCAUGUUGUAAACAUGAAAUGUACGACACAGCUGCCGAUAUACUAGCUGAACACGCCCAUCUUACGUACAAAUAUCUGAGUACAUUUUUGUAUGAUUUGCUUGAUGCAAUAAUCACUGUUCAAACUUCUCGUGAUGAAGCCGAUCAAAAAUUAGGAAAGUUAGCCACACGACUUACCACUAAAUUACGUGCGUUAACUGCAAAGAUUCAAGAAAGUCGCGCUUCUGGCGAUGAUGAUGCUGUCAAAAAAACACUUCGUGACUAUGAAGAAGAAUUGGAAAACUUUUUACCCGUUGCUAUGGCAAGAGCAUGGCUAUUUUGGUUAGAUGACGAUUUUGCAACAGCCGAACGAGAGUUCCGGUCAAGUGCUGAAUUUUGUUCAGAGUCUCCGUUGUGGCGGCUCCAUGCGGCACAUGUCCUUUUCAUGCGGGGUGACAAGUACAAAGAAGCCGCAGCAUUUUAUGAACCAAUUGUACGACAAAAUUAUGGAGACAUUUUAAGCGUUUCAGCUGCAGUAUUGGGAAAUCUGUGUGUUUCGUACAUAAUGACAUACCAAAAUGAAGAAGCUGAAGAUCUAAUGCGUAAAGUGGAACGGGCAGAAGAAAUGAAGGGCAAUGUAAAUGGUCAUUGUCUGCAUUUGUGCAUUGUGAAUCUAGUCAUCGGAACAUUAUAUUGUGCAAAUGGAAACUAUGAAUUUGGAUUAUCGCGAAUAGCACACGCACUUGACAAUGCUACAGCUGGUGCUCGAUUAUGUCCAGACACAUGGUUUUAUGUUAAAAGAUGUGUCCUCGGGCUAUUGACUCGAUUGGCAAAACAAACAUUGGUGUUGCCGUCCGUAGUAAUUGAAGAAGUUUUGAAUUUAUUAUAUACAUGUCAAAUGUACGGCCUCGCUAUACCGGCUGUUUUCGAAACCGCAACUGACGAAAACCCAGAUGAACCACAAACAAUUGGUUUGGAAGCAAGAAAACUGAAUGCUUUACUGUUAAAGGCCAUUGAAUACGAAUGAAAUGCGGCGAACUGAAUUUCGAAUUGUAUUUUGUCCCUUCU